AUGUUGGAAUUUCAGAGACAGAUCUUGACAGAAAUCGUCUCAGAAGACGGUUUACUGAUCAUGUCACCGGGAUUAGGUUUAUUUGAAAUACUAUGCAAUCUUAUUCAGAUCUACACUGGAGGAAACCACUUUGUGUUGGUCGUAAAUAUAUCUCAAGACGAACACGAGUUGAUUCAAAGACAGUUGGUUGCAAAAGGUGUUCCAUAUGAGCAAACAAUUAAGCAUAUUGAAUAUAACACGAGCGCAGAGCAAAGAGGCCUGAUGUAUCGUCAAAGUGGUAUAUUUUCAGUGACAUCGAGAAUUCUAGCUGUAGAUAUGCUAUUGAAAAGAAUCCCAACUUCUUUAAUAAGCGGCAUCAUCGUCUGCAAUGCACACACUGUAAAGCCUGAUUCCAUGAUCCAGCUCAUUUUGCGCAUCUUUCGAGAAGAAAAUGAACAAGGGUUUAUAAAGGCAUUCUCGGACAGACCAGAAUCAUUUGUUACUGGAUUCGCUCCUUUACAAAACACGAUGAAGGCUCUCUUUUUACGCAAAGUGCAUUUGUGGCCUCGAUUUCAAUUGACUGUCUCUGAGAACUUAUCUAAAGUAGACGGUAAUGUUAUUGAGCUAAGGCAGCCAAUGACAGAAGCAAUGGACACAAUACAGCAGUGUUUGGUCGAGUGUAUGGAAGCGACCUUGGCUGAAUUACGUAGAACGAAUCCUCAUGUGGACGUAGGCGAGUUUACGAUUGAAAACUCAUUUUUUAAAUCUUUUGAUGUCAUUGUCAGAAGACAAUUGGACCCUAUGUGGCAUAGAUUAUCACCAGCGUCAAAGCAACUUGUGGAUGAUUUGAAAAUUCUGAGACAGUUAUUGGGAUACCUGACAGCUUAUGAUUGUGUCACAUUCUAUAGUUUUAUGGAAACUGUCAUUGCUGCUAAUGCACCUAAUGACAUAAGGCAGACACGACAGUCUCAAUGGCUAUUUACGGAUGCUGGUAAUCGAGCUGUAGCUGAAGCCAGAAAGCGAGUCUAUCUUAAAAAGGGUGAUCCUGAAUAUGACGAAACGCCAGCUUCAGCCGAGGACCCAGAACUACCGUCACAUAUAAAGCUCGUACUUGAGGAACAGCCAAAGUGGAAUUUACUAAACUCAAUUUUACGUGAAAUAGAACAUGAGUCAUUAGGACUCAACCGUGGCGAAGGAGCUGCUGUGUUAAUCAUGGUAUCAGAAAGACGAACGUGUCGUCAGCUGCAAGAAUACAUCACUCGUUUGAAUGAUCAAGCUCCAUCCUUUUUAAAGAGUUUAGCUCAUCGCUUCUUCAAGUGGAGAUCAACCAUACAUCAGAUGCAAGUCGCUGCAUCCACUCGACAGAAUACAACACCACAAUCUACGAAUAUAACCAGAGGAAGACCGCCUCCUAAUAAACGUAGAAGGGUCAGAGGAGGAUCUACUGCGGCAGCUGGUCCCGGAAGAGAGGGCACUUCUUUGGCAGAUACCUUCAGUAACGAUGUCAUACAGGUGACUUCCAUACUGGACGAUGAAGAAGAAAAGGAAGAGAUUGAAGAAGAAGAAGGAGAAAUGAGUCAGAUGAACUUUAGAAUAGAUGACACAAGCGAUGACAUUCUUCCAACUUUUGAAGAAAUACCCAAAAAUUCAAUCAUUACCAUUCAAUCCUAUGAUGACGACCUUCACGAACAGAUACUAGAAGAUACCCAACCAAGGUUCAUUAUCAUGUUUGAUCCUAAUCCGGCCUUUGUUCGACAGGUUGAAGUAUAUCGAGCCAAACAUCCGACAAUAGAUGUCCGUGUUUACUUUAUGCUUUAUGAAAACUCUGUUGAAGAACAGAAUUAUCUUUCUUUGAUCAAGAAAGAAAAGGAAUCAUUUGAAAAACUAAUUCAUGAGAAAUCAGUGAUGGCCAUUCCAUUACCUGAAAAACGUAAAGAAAGAGAGAUCGAAGUGAUUCGUCCUAGCACCAGAAUUGCUGGUGGACAGGUCAAAGUGGCGACAGGGCCAAAGGUGAUCAUUGUAGAUAUGCGUGAGUUUCGAAAUGUGUUACCACCCAUACUCUAUGCACGAGGUAUAAAGAUCGAACCAUGUACACUGCAAGUGGGUGAUUUCGUCCUAAGCCCUGAUAUCUGUGUGGAACGUAAAUCGAUAUCAGAUCUUAUUCAAUCCUUAAACUCGGGAAGACUGUAUACACAAUGUGAGAAUAUGUCUAUGUAUUACAAAACACCUGUUUUAUUGAUUGAGUUUGAUGAAAACAAGUCAUUUUCGUUACAAGGCGUAUCUGACCUUCGUGAAAGUAUUCGAUUGCAAGAUAUAUCUUCCAAGCUUGUUGUGCUAACAUUGGCCUUUCCAAAAUUAAGGAUCAUUUGGUCACCCAGUCCGCAUGAAACAGCAACGAUAUUUGAAGACUUAAAGAGCAAUCAAGAAGAACCUAAUAUGGAGAAAGCAGCGAGUAUAGGUGCAGAAGAAGGAGAAGACGGGGAGACGGUGUAUAAUAUGACUCCUCAAGAUGUUUUAAGAAGUAUGCCGGGCGUCAAUUCGAAGAAUUACAAGGCGAUCAUCAGCAAGGUAAAUAACCUUGAAGAACUAGCAAGCAUGAAUCAAAAAGAAAUAUCAAAGAUUAUUGGAGAAGAGUGUGGGUCAAAACUAUAUAAUUUUCUGCGUAAAAAGCAACAACUCCUUUAA
This is a messenger RNA of Rhizopus microsporus ATCC 52813, 2664 nucleotides long. RefSeq names its product DNA repair endonuclease XPF. NCBI's taxonomy places the organism in Eukaryota, Fungi, Mucoromycota, Mucoromycetes, Mucorales, Rhizopodaceae. The transcript has 10 exons. The record is from RefSeq and is a predicted model, not a curated record. Gene Ontology annotation, cellular component: nucleotide-excision repair factor 1 complex. Gene Ontology annotation, biological process: double-strand break repair via homologous recombination; nucleotide-excision repair involved in interstrand cross-link repair; resolution of meiotic recombination intermediates. Gene Ontology annotation, molecular function: single-stranded DNA binding; damaged DNA binding; single-stranded DNA endonuclease activity. Bases 1 to 2664 code for a protein of 887 amino acids.